GGGCCUUUUCCGGGCCCUUCCCGCCGAGCCCGGGCCAUCGGCGAUCGGUGCGGACCCGCUGCACUCCGUGCGUGAGGCGAGGCGCGGGGCCAAGCCCUGCAGUGGUGUUUAAAACGAUGCCCGCCGAGCACACACGUCCCGCACGUAAGCGCGGAGCGGCCCCGCCGUGCUCGGAGCGGCCCCGGCGGGCUGAGGGCAGGGACACACCGCGGUGGCUGGCGAGAGCCUGAGGGAUCACGGACACGGACUCCUGGAGAAGGACGCCCGACCCUUUCCUGACGCGAAAUUAGCCCGAGAGCUGCUGGAGUUUCCAGAUCCAAACCUGGCCAAAAUCUCCGGGAGUUUGUCUUCAGGAGUCAGUAUCCUAUCACGCUGGUUUCAAGAAGACAUUUUCUUCCUACAAGAAAGUAAACUUUUCCAAAAUUUCAGUGGAAUGAACUCUUUCCCAGGGUCUGUAAGAGCAUGGAGGCGAUAGGCAAGAAGCAGUACCAGGUUCAGCACGGGUCGUGCAGCUACACCUUCCUUCUGCCCGAGGCGGACAACUGCCGCUCCUCCGCUCCCUACGUGUCCAACGCGGUGCAAAGGGAUGCGCCUCUGGACUAUGAUGAUUCCGUUCAAAGACUGCAGCUACUUGAGAACAUCAUGGAAAACAACACUCAGUGGCUAAUGAAGCUUGAGAAUUACAUCCAAGACAGUAUGAAGAAAGAAAUGGUAGAGAUCCAGCAAACUGCAGUGCAGAACCAGACUGCAGUAAUGAUUGAAAUAGGCACAAACUUGCUAAAUCAAACAGCUGAACAGACCCGCAAAUUAACAGAUGUUGAAGCWCAAGUAUUAAACCAGACAACCAGACUCGAACUUCAGCUUUUGGAACACUCUCUUUCAACAAACAAACUAGAAAGACAGAUUUCAGAUCAGACCAAUGAGAUAACUAAAUUACAAGAAAAAAACAGCUUUCUAGAAAAAAGAGUUCUUGAGAUGGAAGACAAGCACAUGCUUCAGCUGAAGUCAAUAAAAGAUGAAAAAGAUCAGCUUCAAGUCCUAGUAGCCAGACAGAAUUCUAUUAUAGAAGAACUAGAAAAACAGUUAGUUACAGCUACAGUAAACAACUCAGUUCUGCAAAAACAGCAACAUGAUCUGAUGGAGACRGUUCAUAGCUUGCUUACUAUGAUAUCGACACCAAACUCUAAAAACAACUUCAUAGCCAAAGAGGAGCAAAUCAGCUUCAAAGAUUGUGCUGAAGCUUUCAAAUCUGGACUGACAACAAGUGGAAUCUACACUUUAACAGUCUCAAACACUGCACAAGAGAAAAAGGCGUACUGUGACAUGGAAACUGGUGGAGGAGGUUGGACAGUCAUUCAGAAACGAGAAGAUGGCAGUGUGGACUUUCACCGGACAUGGAAAGAGUACAAAAUGGGAUUUGGUGAUCCUGCUGGGGAGUACUGGCUGGGAAAUGAGUUUGUUUCUCAACUGACUAAUCAGAAGCGUUAUGUUCUUAAAAUACACCUGAAAGACUGGGAAGGAAAUGAGGCCUAUUCAUUGUAUGACCACUUCUCUCUAGCAAGUGAAGAACAAAAAUACAGGAUUUACCUUAAAGGACUUACUGGGACAGCGGGCAAAAUAAGUAGUAUAAGCCAACCAGGAAAUGAUUUUAGCACAAAGGAUGCAGACAAUGACAAAUGUAUUUGCAAGUGUUCACAAAUGCUAACAGGAGGCUGGUGGUUUGACGCAUGUGGUCCUUCUAACCUCAAUGGAAUGUAUUACCCAUUACGACAGAACAACAACAAGUUUAACGGGAUCAAGUGGUACUACUGGAAGGGCUCGGGAUACUCUCUCAAAGCUACGACAAUGAUGAUUCGACCAGCAGAUUUCUAAAUGCUUUUUCAUUAUGUGAAUUGUGUAUUGUACAUUUUUCAAAGACUUAUUUUAUCAAGCAACUUGUCUCAUUUUUUCAAGCCCAGAAACAUGCACKAGUGUUCAGUUCAGUACAGUUCCUGAAUUGCAUUAGCCUUGAUUAGCUAAAGCUCAUAUUAUUCAACCAGGCACAAAGUCAAAAGCAUCAACCUGAUAUAACAGGGAUUUGGCCAAAUGACUCAAUAAAAAGAACAUCCAAGAAAUCAUCAGACAACUUAAGGACUCUGUUUUACUGAUCAAUUAUGUUAUGUAUUUGUUAGUAAAUAACUGGAACUGUGAAAAAACCCUAAAAUGGUUUUAGAAAUAUGCAUUUUGCCUCACCACUGAACUUUAAACAUUAAUAUAAAACACUUAGCUAGAUCUAGAACUAUUUAUCUUUCUGUGUUGUGUUUGCCCAUUAUGUACAUUAAAAAAAUAUUGUCCUGUAAUUAGCGUUACUGUGUAGUUAGGGAAUACAUUCUUUCCCCCCAUAGUCUCCUUAACAAUUUCUUACACUUAUUUGGGGAUUUUUUCCAAUAGCCUGUAUGACUAUGUUUAACAGAAAACAAAUAGCAUUUAAAGAGUUUGUGUUUAUUCUUGGGAAAUACCAUUUACAAAAAACAAUGUUUUUUUCAUUCUAUUUCAGUCACUACCUUUAAAUUACAAAAAUCCCUAUGAAUUACAAUAUAGCAUGUAUUCCUAUACAUUUUAAUGAAGAUUGCACUUUUUUUUCCUUCCCUUGUCAUUUACCUGUAAAGUAACUGACCAGUAUUUUAUAAACUGAGACAACGGCAUUAACACCAGAUGUCUGGUUGUCUAUGACAAUCAUUUAUYACCUGGUGCUGUAAUAUAUCUAUAUGUUUUGUAAAAAUACUGUAACUGAAAAACAUAUGCAUGUUCUUUGAUACAAUUAAAUUUAUGCUUAUGACUUAAGAGAAAAAUAUUACAUUUUAAAAACAGGAAAAAAAAUCUGAAAACUAUCUAAGCUCACACUAUGGGGUUUUUUUUCAGUAAGAUUAGGACUUGUCCCUAAAAUUUCUCUGUAGGUAGGCCCUCAAUGUACACCAUAAUGUGAAUAAAUUACUCUGUUGAGUGUU
Messenger RNA from Malurus melanocephalus (red-backed fairy wren), 2987 nucleotides. RefSeq names its product angiopoietin 2 (gene ANGPT2). Gene Ontology annotation, biological process: angiogenesis; Tie signaling pathway. The transcript has 11 exons. Bases 463 to 1872 code for a protein of 469 amino acids. The record is from RefSeq and is a predicted model, not a curated record. Lineage: Eukaryota; Metazoa; Chordata; Aves; Passeriformes; Maluridae. Gene Ontology annotation, molecular function: receptor tyrosine kinase binding.